Raphanus sativus (radish) is the source of this 1357-nucleotide messenger RNA. RefSeq lists its product as uncharacterized. The record is from RefSeq and is a predicted model, not a curated record. The transcript is spliced from 9 exons. Gene Ontology annotation, cellular component: nucleus; cytoplasm. Gene Ontology annotation, molecular function: nuclear import signal receptor activity. NCBI's taxonomy places the organism in Eukaryota, Viridiplantae, Streptophyta, Magnoliopsida, Brassicales, Brassicaceae. Bases 72 to 1055 code for a protein of 327 amino acids. Gene Ontology annotation, biological process: protein import into nucleus.
CCGCAGCACAUGCCAUUUUCCAGACUCAUAAUGAUGGAACUGGGAAGGCAAAUGAAAUUCUUGACACAGUUAUGAAUAUUUAUAUCAAAACCAUGGCUGAUGAUGACGAUAAGGAGGUUGUUGCUCAGGCUUGCUUGAGCAUUGCAGACAUCAUGAAGGAUUAUGGUUACGCAGCCAUUCAAAAUUAUCUAUCGCCCCUUGUUGAUGCGACAUUGCUACUGCUGACGGAGAAAGCAGCUUGCCAGCAAGUAGAAGACGAGAGUGAUGAUGAUGAUGAUGUUGGACAUGAUGAGGUCCUCAUGGAUGCAGUUUCUGACCUCCUCCCCGCCUUUGCUAAGUGUAUGGGGUCUCAUUUCGAACCCGUCUUUGCAAAACUCUUUGAGCCGUUGAUGAAAUUUGCGAAAGCUAGACGUCCCGACCAGGACAGGACAAUGGUUGUUGCUUGUCUUGCCGAAGUUGCUCAAGACAUGGGUGCUCCAAUCUCUGCCUAUGUCGAUAGGAUAAUGCCUUUGGUGCUCAAAGAAUUGGGAUCAACUCAUGCAACCAAUAAAAGAAAUGCAGCUUUCUGUGUUGGAGAGCUAUGCAAAAACGGGGGUGAAACUGCUCUCAAAUAUUUCGGUGAUGUGCUACGUGGACUUAACCCGCUUUUUGGGGAGUCAGAAACAGACCUCGCUGUUAGGGAUAAUGCAGCAGGUGCUACGGCGAGGAUGAUUCUUGUUCAUCCUGAAUUAGUCCCACUAAAUCAAGUACUUCCAGUUUUGUUAAGAGGUCUACCUCUAAAGGAAGAUCAAGAGGAGUCCAUGGCUGUAUACAGUUGUAUAUACUCGCUUGUUUUAGCAUCCAAUCCACAGAUAAUACCUCAUGUACCGGACCUGGUAAGAAUAUUUGGGCAAGUGGUGGAGUCGCCAGUGGAGAAAGUUGAAGUGAAAGCAAUAGUAGGCAGAACUUUCUCCCACCUGAUAUCGGUUUAUGGGGAUCAGUUGCAUCCUUUCAUAAGUGGUCUACCUCCUUCUCAAGCUAACGCUCUUGCUGCGUUUGCUUCUUCUACUGUUUGAUUUGAGUCUAUUGUAUUCUACUGUCAUCCUGUAUUUUUUUUCUGAUUUGUUUGAAAUCGAUUCUUGCUCAUUUGAGUCUCAAAUCUUUUUUCUUCUCCAGAGUUUUGAGAGUUUUGUUUUUUUCUUCCUCAUUUUUUUCCAUUUAUUUGAAGUUUUCCAAGUUUGCUGCAAGUUAUUUUGAGUGAAGAUGGGGUAAAAUGUUAUCUGUAUUUUACCCUUGAUAUGUUUUUUUUACAUUGACAAAAUUGUAUUUUGGCCUUCAUAAUGUGCUGGCAUUUGGUUAUAUUAUUGAGUAAAAUGUA